UUUUAAAAAAUCUAAUAAAAAUAUGUAUAAAAACUAUAAUAUAUAUAUAUACUAAAAUACCAGAUUUAAACUUUCAAUCUAAUAAAAAACAUCUUAAAAAUAUAUAUGAUUAUCUAAACAAAGAGUGAAAUAAAAGAAAAAUAUAGGAAAAUAUCAUUUCUUAUCAAGCUCUAAUUUUGCCAAAUUAUGCAUAAAUUAUGAAAAUAUUACAAACAUUAAUGUUAGCCAUGGAAUGAGCCUUAGUAAGACCACUGAGGUUUUUUAGUGCUUAAAAUGUCAUUUCCAUCACAGAAUAAAUGCUGAUUUUUUUUAAAAAAAAAUUUAUGUGAUGGAAAUGACAUUUUUAUGAUGGUUCAGGGGGGAAAUGGAAUUCUGCAUGUACUGCGGUGGACAAACUUUGAGAGUUUAAAAACAUGUUUUAAAGGAGUUUCUUUUCUAGAAAUCCUCAGGAUGAAAAGUGCUGUAGAAACACAUGCUUUCAUAUUGAAAUAAGAGCUGUAGUUUGUCCAGCUGUAGUCAUGGUCACUCAGCCUGUCGUAUAUAAACGGGAACAGGCUGAUGGGCAUCAGAGGCACACGCUGCCGGUCCGUCUGGGAUUGUCAUGAUUCAGGUUUAAUUGCCCCAGGGGCAGAACUGGCGUCUCCAGGAGCCAGGUAAACAGAGGCAGGGCUGCAGUAGAUCCAGAGAGACAGAGACAUGCAGAGCUCCAGUAAGGAGGAGAACGGCAGCAGUCUGUUCCACCGCCGGCUGACACACCGGAGACGGACACGGCCGGACAACGAGCUGAAGUUCCUGUUACACCGGCUCAUCGUGGUCGGCCGUCUCUCUGGCGCACUCGCAGACCGGACGACGGUGGGAGAUCACUUCGAGAGGCUGAACAUCAGUGUUCAGAGGAGCCGUCCGGGAGAAGACGUCACCGGCGUCCUGCUGCUCUACCCUGAACAUGUCCUGAACGUCAUCGAGUGUUCCACUGAAGCUCUGCUGUCUGUCCUGCAAGACCUGCGACACAUGGAGGAAAACCUGCACAGCGGCCUGAUCCUGGAGCCCAGAAUCCUGCUGGCGUCCCACGACCUUCACAGCAGACUCUUCCAGCAGUGGAACUACAAGCUGUUGAGCGAGUCUGACGGCCGCCGGACCGUCGUCUCAGAGGACCAGAGCCCGGAGGAACUAGUGAACGAAACUCUCCGUCAGGUCCUGCGGCUCGGGCGUCACCUCUUCAACGCGACAGAACAGAUGACGGGAUCUAAAGUGAUUCCAGAUGAAGUUCUGAAGGACGCAGCAGAUGUGAUUCCUCCUCAGGCCGCAGUGUGUCGUCUGGUCCAGAUGGAGGCGCUGUUGAGCCCUGCGCGCUACUUGAGCACAUAUCAUUCACCUCUACAUCAGCUGCUGGACUCUGAAUCUGUGUGGCCUGCAGUGGAACAUCUUCAGAUCGUUUGAACAACUUUAUUAAUAAAUACACAUUUUUUUCACA
Messenger RNA from Ctenopharyngodon idella (grass carp), 1471 nucleotides. RefSeq names its product testis-expressed protein 47. The coding region runs from base 697 to 1437 and encodes 246 amino acids. Gene Ontology annotation, molecular function: blue light photoreceptor activity; FAD binding. The transcript is spliced from 7 exons. Lineage: Eukaryota; Metazoa; Chordata; Actinopteri; Cypriniformes; Xenocyprididae. The record is from RefSeq and is a predicted model, not a curated record.